Molecule: messenger RNA, 1941 nt
Organism: Dioszegia hungarica
Lineage: Eukaryota; Fungi; Basidiomycota; Tremellomycetes; Tremellales; Bulleribasidiaceae
Exons: 8
Coding region: 1-1941 (646 amino acids)
Source: RefSeq, a predicted model, not a curated record
AUGAACGAGAAAGACCCGAUUGAUAUUGCCGUGGCUCCCGCCCCUUCCACUUCGAACCCGGCGAUCAUCGCAGUCGAGCUGGCUCCGUCAGAUACGCCUAUCGAUGACGACGAGGCACGCCGGCGGGCGAUCGAGCAGAUCUGGUGGAAAGAUAACUUCGAGGCCUUCGCCACCCCCUUGAGAAGUGGGGACUUCAGCCAAGCUGAGGGUCAGCUCGCGGAGAUUGGCUAUGUCCGAAAGGCCAACAGCAAUGUCGGCUUGGAGCCGAUUUUCGACAUCCAGAUGACGUCGGCGCUGGGUCGCCAGUUGGGUCUGCUCAAUCUCAUGUCGCUCAUCGCUCUUCCCAUCCUCGCGCGGUCGGCCGGCUUUACGAAUUCCGCCAUCGAAUCCGUCCAACUCGGUCUCUAUUUUUUCAUUGGCCUUCGAAUUGCCUUCACAUACAGACUCAAGCUCAUGCGAGCUGUCUCCUACCCCCACAACCUGCUCACUCCAACCUCACGAGGAAUGGGCGAAACCUCGACCGCUACCUUCUGCUGGCCGCGCACGUGGACGUCCAUCACACGGUGUCUCUAUACGCCGAGACUCCAAACUCUUCGCGAGAGAUUUCUUCCUCGCUGGAAGCGGCACCUCAUCAACAUUCUUGCCCUCUUCACAUUCUGCGCGCCGGGCAUCAUCUUCGCCUUCUACCACAUCGCCGUCGUGACUGUUGUCGUCUGGUAUCCGAACCACACAUCCGUCUCCAACAAGCCAGCCCACUACCACCCCAUCUUCGAACUCUUGAGUCCACUCUCAUUCCUCCUCCCCGCCCUCAUGCUCGAUUUCAGUUUCACCUACCUACCUCACAUCGCUGAGCGUCGAGGCUUCCGCCGCGAGGAACACGCCAUUAUCGCUGGCUGGACAGACAAGAUGAGGCGGCUUCUGCUCAUUGCGAAUCCGAUUCGCGAGAGGCAGGUGGUCAGAGAGCGUAAGGAGGAGAUGGAUGCGUGGAAGAAGGAGGGCGAGACGAAGAGUGACGCGCUGAAGAGGGACGAGCUGGCCGAAAAGACAGUUAAGACAUAUGCCAGUCGAUCCGAGUUCUCUCCUUGCGUAGACCCGCCGUCUUUCGUUAGACCAGUGCGGCAGCCCAGGGUCAGGCGAUGCCGGCAGCUCCGAGCUGAGGAAUGCGGUGUGAGAUCUGCCGCUCCAGCUGCGCCGGAUACGAUGAUGUCGAUAAAGACAUGGACAGCAAAUUCGCGUCAUGACAUCUGCUUUUUCCCCGUGAGACCUGUCUUUGGGCGAUCUUUGGUCAUCCUCUUCUCCUGCAGGUCGGGACGUACGGUGGCCGUGAUGAGAAGUUACUUGGCUGCGCGUGUGUUUCACUGUGUCACGGAGCGAAACCAUGACCACCAACAGAUAGGUGGUGACGUCAAGUCGGUUAAUCUCAUAGCCGGAACAUCCGAUUCACCUUACCCGGUCAUCGAUCGAUCUUGCACGAAUGUCAAACAAGAAGCUGUUCUCAGCUCCUACUGUCCUCUCCUGACCUCACGACCGAUCACACAACACAACACAUCAGCACCUGUCCCGGCCGUCCCAUUUCCCCUAGCACCCAUCCUCACCGUCAAAACCACGUAUAAUGGCGAUCAAGCCAAACGACCUCCAAAACGCCGUCAAGACCCCGAAGUCACCCCAGACAAGUCGGGGAGCAAGGACCAGGGCAAAGAGAACGAGUACGAGCCGGGUCUCAAGCAGGGUCAGACGGAGAGGGAGGCGCAAGGCGGCGAGGCGUCAGAGAGCGGGAAGAAGAUGAAGGGCGCGAUCAACAUCAAUGGUGGACAGCAGGUCGACCCGGCGUAUCGCGAGGUGGGAGCCGGUGGGGAUGCUGGCAAUGAGGGUAACCUGGGCAUGGAGAAGGGGAAGGGCACGGGCAAGGCGCCGAGCAAGGGCAGGGACGCCAAGCUCUAA